Messenger RNA from Melanotaenia boesemani (Boeseman's rainbowfish), 7031 nucleotides. It is a transcript of the gene cadm2a, whose product is annotated as cell adhesion molecule 2a. Lineage: Eukaryota; Metazoa; Chordata; Actinopteri; Atheriniformes; Melanotaeniidae. The record is from RefSeq and is a predicted model, not a curated record. The coding region runs from base 362 to 1678 and encodes 438 amino acids. The transcript is spliced from 11 exons.
CGGCCACGUUCAUCCUGUUUCCAGAGGACGACUGUUCCCAGUCCCUAAGGUUUACGGCUCUUUUUCCCCCCCCCCAAGAGUUCCUAAAACUGCGUGUAACUGCCGGUGGUGUAUUCCCGACAACAUUCAGAUUAUUGUUGUGGGGAAGAAAGAAUAAUUUUGUUUUCUAAAGCAAAACAGUCUACGAGUCGUGAAGUCGGCUGUGUUUACCCCGUUUCCCAGAGACGCACAAAAGGCACACUCCCAGAUCCACCUGGAUAGCUAACAAAGCCGCCCGGUCCGGUUAGAGGUCCAGUGGGGAGACGGAGAGGAGAAAUUGGCGCGGAAGACAGGAGCAAGACACAAGACAGAGGAAGACAGGAUGAAUCUCAAGAGUCAUUUGAUUUUCACCCUCUGCACUAUUCAUGGGAUUCUUCUGAAAGUGGUGGCCUCAAAAGGCAAAGUUCGAGGUAUCAGUGGUCAGUAUCCUUUGGUUCAAAAUGUGACUGUGACAGAGGGUGGGACAGCGAACUUGACCUGCCGUGUGGAGUCUAAUGACCACACCUCCCUCCAGUGGUCAAACCCGGCACAACAGACUCUCUAUUUUGGAGACAAGAAAGCUUUACGGGACAACAGGAUUGAGCUUGUCCAUGCAUCGUGGUCGGAGCUGACCAUCAGCAUCACUGAUGUCUCCCUGUCUGAUGAAGGCAUGUACACCUGCUCUCUCUUCACCAUGCCUGUCAGAACAGCCAAAGCCUACCUAACUGUUCUAGGUGUGCCGAAGAAGCCAGAGAUCGAUGGCCUGACAAAACCCGCCAUGGAGGGGGACCAGAUCACUCUGACCUGCAUCACUCAGGGCAGCAAGCCUGCUGCUGACCUACGCUGGUUCAGGAAUGAAAAGGAGGUUAAAGGUGCCAAAGAGGUGAAUGCAAGUGGGAAGACAUUUACAGUGCGGAGCUCUCUGCAGCUGCAUGUGGACAGAAAUGAUGAUGGAGUGGCUUACACCUGCAGAGUGGACCAUGUGGCACUCACACAGACACCACAGCAGGCUACUGAAGUACUGGAGGUCCACUAUGCUCCCCGUGUAGAGAUCGUCCACUCCCUUGCAGUCCCUCAGGAAGGCCAGUAUUUAAAGCUAGAGUGUGUUUCCAAAGGAAACCCAUCGCCAGAUCCUGUGAUGUGGACAAAGGAUGGAGGUGAACUUCCCGACCUGGACAGGAUGAUUGUAGAGGGGAGGGAGCUCACCUUUACCUCACUCAACAAGACAGACAAUGGCACCUACCGUUGUGAAGCUACCAACCACCUAGGAACUAGCAGUGCUGAAUAUAUACUCUACGUCUACGACGCCCCCACCACCCUGCCUCCAUCCACCACUCCCCCCCUACAUCCCAUCCUUCCAGAUCCUACAGCUCAAUUAGGCACCCACGCCUCAGACCCCACAGUCACUGGCAGCAGAGAUCCUAAUGCACUGGGGCAGCAUGGCACUGACCACGCCUUGAUCGGUGGAGUGGUGGCCGUAGUGGUCUUUGUCACCUUGUGUUUAAUCAUUGUUCUGGGAAGAUACCUCGCCAGGCAUAAAGGAACAUACUUGACGAACGAAGCCAAAGGAGCUGAUGAUGCGCCCGAUGCCGACACAGCCAUCAUCAACGCUGAGGGCAACCAUGCACACGCAGAAGAAAAGAAAGAAUACUUCAUUUAGACUGCAGAGGGAGCAGUGCAUCUCUCUCCUUUCCACCUUUCAGUCUCUGUAUCUGUUAUUCUCUCUUUCAGUCUCCCACUUUUCUUCUUCACCUCUGGCCACUGCCUGCUUCAAGUCAACAGGGAGCCCACAGGCAGCGAAGCUCUUUAUGUAUAUUCCUAUUAGUUUUUCCGGUGCAUUUCUCUUGGUCAUGUUCUCCUUUAAUUAUUACAUCAUUUCUGGCUGACGCUUUUCAGCCGGCAGCUUGCUGUUGCUGCUGGAGUUGUCCCUCUUUUCACUCUUUUUGUUUUUUUUGUUUCUUGUCAUGAACACUUGGAAAUCUUUAUCUCUACCAUGACGGCUUCUUACAUGACCCCUUGUUUGUCUUUUACUCCUGUUUCUCACCAUGCAGACACACAAACACAUAUAAAAUGAAACCCCCUGUGUUCAUAAACACAUAUCAUAUCUCACAUCAACACGGUGCCUAAAAAUACAGACGCCAUUGAACUUCUGUCAAUGCCUUCAUGUAUCGUCUGUCAGUAGCAAUGUAAAUGCUUUGUAGAUCAUUUCAUUGCCUAGCUCACAGCUUUUUGAUUAUGCCUUGUGUCUUUUUUAUUUGAAUGAAGAUCUGUGCUGUUUACGCCUUAUACAUGUCUAUCACAUUGAGUCUGGUACUUUUAGAUGAUCCACCUCUCCCAACCCCAUCCCCCUUUAAAUAGACCUGUAAUUAAACACUUGACCCCUUGUAAGAUAAGAAGAAGGUUUUGUGUAACACUGUAGCAAGGUUUGUCAGAUAAGUGUAUAAUAUGAUUUUCACUAUUAGGGUAGGAGUAAUAAAAGGUAGUGUGGUUUUGUUUAGAGCAGAGAAUACACACCAAAAACAUACAAAUGCUAGAUAAAGCAUUCCAUCAAGUCCACUCAAGCAAGUAUAUUAAACCAUUUGCUAAAUCUACGGUUCCUGUGUAUUAAGAUCUGCUUAUUCCUGCUCUGUGCAGGCAAAACACCUUCACCGUCAUCUGGUCAGCUUACAGUAGAUUGCGUUUCAUCUAAUGGGUUCAGGUGUACAGAAAGAGGCAAUCUCCUCCGUUGAAAAGUUGUAUAAAUUGUAUUGAAAUUAGUUCAAUGUUUCACUUUUACAGAUUAGUUUCUGUUUAUGUACCACUGAAGUCAUUUCAAGGUUUAACAACCUCGUGAAAUGUGCAUUGAACCACUGGUUGUUACUACAAGAUAAAAUCAAGAAUAGCUACAGUAUGUAAAGAAAAAAAAAGUGUUCAUUUUUUUAUUAUUAUUAUUCAUCUUUCAGUAAUUCUGAUUGAUACCUCAUGAAGGUUGAGGUGCAGGCAGCUUUCAGCAGUUACUGGUUCAUAGACAAGAUUAUAAAUACUGAUGACAUCAGUUUGACUGCCACCUUCAGAUGUAUGUGUAACUAGUUUCUAACUGUUUAGUUAAACUGUUGUAUUUCCAUCUAGUCAAGGUCAUUUUUUAUAAACCACACUUUCAUUUCAUGGGAUUCUCAAGUGAAAAAAAAAAAGCAAAGAAAGAAAGAAAUGGCGCGAGCGUUGGGUCAUACAUCUGCAGGGGCCUCAUUUCCGAAUCUAAAAACUGGAGACAAAUAGAGAAGCACAAAAAAAUGACUGAAUGAGUUACUGUGUUCCUUUGCCAACAACUAGAUUGCCUUGGGAACGGUUCUUCUAUUCAAAUGGGUAGCAGAAAGAUGACAAAGCUGUCUUUGAUUCAGUUGUGAGAGAAUAGAGCUGCAGUGCAUCUUUUUGAAAAUGUAAGCUUAAACAUGUUUUUAUAUGGAAAAGAAGUUUAUAAUUUUCUUUUUUCUUUUUAUUUUUCUUUCAUUUAAAAUGGUUAAAGCUCCCUGCUGUAUAUCGUGUCUGCUAAAAUGUGGUUAAUUGUGAAAACUUGCUGUUAAAUUUUGGACUCCUGUAUUGCUUCAAAUUUGUAUAUUAGCCACCUUAUAUAUUUACUUUUUAUAAUUUUUCACUGCAUACAUCUUAUUAGAAGGCUUUAUCUGGUCUAUAAUCAAUAUGUUUGUUUCGUGCUAAGCAUGUUCAUAAUGUGUAAGAACUAAACUUUGGUAAUACACAUUGGCAUGUUUAUUUUAUUUUAUUAUAUAUAAAUAUAUUUUUUUUGUUUUGUUUUGUUUGUUUUCCAUGUUUAAUUUAUUUGAACUGAAUUUAUCGAAGAGAGAGAGCUACAAUGGGGGUAAAUUCAUUUUGGAGAACGAUGGCUCCUUGCGUUUGUGGUGUGCUGUCAGGUGCUACACAUUUGAAGGAUAAAAAAAUUAUGUAUCUACAUAUAUAUGUAUAAAAAAAAAGAAGGAAAAUAGGCAAUUCUGUGGUACAGCUUUGGGAGAAAAUUGGUGUACAUUUACUGCUUGUCCACAGAAAUUAAAUAAAUCAACCAUUUUUCUUCAUGAAGUUCUUAAAGUAUUGAAAGUACAAUCAAAAUUAAGAAACUUAAGAGCAAGAAACAUUACCUUCAUGAUGGUGGCUAUAAAGUCCUGGCAAAUUAAGCCAACCAUAAGACAGUAAACAAUUUUUAAUUUUAUACAUAUUUACUAUUCCUCUUUCAUCCCUCUGCAGGAGUUUGGCUGACUGACUUCCCUGUGAAAGAGCAGAAACACCUAAAGACUUAAAAACCAUGCACUAAUUUACGUAAAAGGAGCAAAUUAUUACCAAGGGCGAAAAAAAAAAAAAAAAAAGUGGGCCCAGCUGUCCCCAAUUUGGUGGCCAAUUUACAGCAUUAUGCAAAUAAGGUCAGCAAGCAAGGUCUUUUUCCUGAUUUCAAUAAUUCAAAAACUGCAGGAGUUAAUCACAAGUUGGGAAUUAUUAGGUCGAUAUCAGCUCAGUUUUUAACUGGUCAGUGCUUAGGAAGGAUGUAGGCUGUAAACUGCAAUUACACAUUUAACACUUUUUGUGCACUUAAGUUUUCUGUUUACAAGUUUCAUUUUAGCAUCAUUACAAAUCUGUAGAUCCAGAUUAAAUCAUUACAGACAAGCUCUGGUCUAUAUAGACCUAAUCUUUUACAUGUAUUUGUCACAGUAAUGUCAUGAGGUUCUUUUUUUCUAUCUGCAUCAAUUUAUUGUGUCUUAAAUCAUUGAUGGUGUCACAUUUUCUGUUGCUUUUUAACUCUGUAUCCAUCAAUAAAACAUGUUAGGAUUCUGGAGAGAGAGAAAGAGGUCUGGAUAGUAUAUGUUAAACGAACAUUCAGAAUUAACUGGAUCUGCAGUGAAGACUUGGUGUUGGCACUACAAAUGAUAAGGUGCCCUUUUGUUGAAUUAUGCACCCCCACCAGUGCACUGUAUUUCCUAUUAAUUGUUAAAAAUGUAUGAUUUGUUGUACUCUGAAAAUCACAUGUAAAUAUUUGUUUAGACAUUUUUGACAUGACAGUAAUGAGGUGAUUCAUUGCGAUGGCUUUUUUUUUAUAAUCACUAGACCAAACCUAAAUCUUCUAAAGUUUGUUAUUUUAACAUCUUGGCUCAUAUUACCAUGCUCUAUUUUACCAUACAGAUUCAUCUGUAGCUUUGUUUUAUCUUAGUCAUCUUUAUCUGUUGUCGGUUGAAACUAAGCUUUAAAACUUUGCCUCCUUUAUUUACAGUAUGUAUUGGUUUGGUUAAUAUUCACAUGAUCACGGGCCUCUAAUUUCAUUCAAUUCAGUAAUAGUACUAACAUAGCUGCAGUGCCAUUUUCAUUGGGCACGGUUCCAUUUUAUGGGAUUGUGUCUCUUAAUUUUCUGGCUCCAGAAAAACCCCUUUUCUUCCACUAAAGGCGCACAUGGUGCAGCUGAGGUUGUGCAUUUAUGCAGAUUAAGCAGUCCAAUGCUGACAGUAAUUUUGGCAUGAAAUUGCAGACAAUUUUGUGAACAAUUUUCAUGCUGGCAAAGGCACGCACACCCCGUUACAAAAUUAUAAAACCCCCUUUUUUUUCCUCUGUGCACUGUUAGAUUUUUGUUAACCUGAAACAGAUUUAAAAACACAUCUUUUGACUUGUUACCUAAGAAGAUGAAGUAAUAUCAGAUUUUUGUUUCUGAAUGAUUGAAUUCAUUGUAAAAUGGGAUAUCAGAUCCCAUUAGGGAGCUGUUUAUUUGUUUAUUCAUCUGGACUCAUCUUCUACGUUCUCAUUAUGCUGCACUCAUUCUAAGUACAUGUUUUUUUUUUGUUUUUUUAUUACAUGAUACUAGUCUUACAGCAAACCUGCUCACAAUAAAUCCCCAUAAGUCGAAACAUAUAGGUGCAUUUGUGGAUUAGGCUUUUUUCCAGUUUCAGGAAAUUAGAGGCCUAUAUCAACCCCUGGUUAUAAGAGAACAGGUAUAAAAGAAAUUGUUGCCGUGGGUUAUUAUCUCUAUGGUUCUUUUUAACUGUACUGGUUUACAUUAUAUUUUAAUUAGUAAUUUUAACGUUUAAGCCCUCCACAGCUGUGAUAACACAACAUGGCCUGUCUCUGUCCCACCUCUCUUCUUCUGGCCUUCAUACGGCUUUGCUGUACAGUUUUCAAUAUUCACACAAGCAUCAAUCAGUCCAAAUCCUCUAUUGUCACAUUAAUGACAACCAGUGACACAGUCGCAUGUAGUGAUGUGCUGAUUUGUUUGAUUUUGUUUUUUGUUUUUUUCUUUUGCAUCUCAGGAAUAUAUUUCACUUAGAUUUUCUUUUGUUUGUUUCCUGUCUUAAAAUUGGGACUUGUGAGCACUUAUCACUCUGCUAGUCCCCUGAAUGCUGACACCAUGUAUUUGUUGAGUUUAAGGUUUCAACAAUGUUAAUAAAAUUAUUCAGUGAUUCUUCAGUUUGUCUGUCACCUUGCUGUCGUUGGAAUAUGAAGUAUACAGCACAGUCUUUUUUCUUUUCCUUUUUUUUUUUUUUUUUUUUUUUUAGUUGAUCAAUGACUUAAAACACUGAGAUUUAGAAAUAUGCUGCAAAUGAAGUUUAAUCAUUGUGGGUUUUUUUUUUUUUUUUUUUUUGUUUUUUGUUUUUUUACUGAAAAUAAUUUCAUCUUGUGGUAUGAACCCAUUUCAAUGCCUCCCUCUGUUGUUUUUUGAUUCUUUUAUCUUUAUCUAUUUUUAUUUUUUGUGCAGAAACACCCUAUGUCUAUCAGUCUGUAGAUGGAAGGUGUUUCAAGGCACUAUCACUCACUAAAUACAAAACAUCCACAGGAAAGCUCUGUAAAGACCAGGAUUAGAGCUAGACGUAUGUUAGUUCUGACUCUGGUGAAAUAAGUCGUUUCAUAUCAAGCUGUACAAAAGAGAGCUUGAAUUGUUACAUAGCCCCGUAAAUGGAGGUGUUUCUCUCCCAUUGUCUGUGGGAUUUAUUAUUCGAUUUAGAGGUUUGUAUGUAUGAAAUCAAAACUGUUGAAUAAAUAGCUGCCAAAAC